Molecule: messenger RNA, 1137 nt
Organism: Peniophora sp. CBMAI 1063
Lineage: Eukaryota; Fungi; Basidiomycota; Agaricomycetes; Russulales; Peniophoraceae
Source: the annotation of a GenBank genome assembly
AUGUUCUCUCGUUCACCCUGGGCUUGUUGCUUCGUCGCUUUGUGGAGCAUGGCUCUCUUCUACAGUCCCGUUCUCGCUGCUCCCUCCGGUCCCUCCAAGGGCUGCAACGCUCCAAGGGAGGUCACCCACACCACCGCCAGUACCUAUGACGCUUAUGCAAGCACGUCUACAUCCCUCUCGCCGACAUCGCCCGCUUCUGCGACAACAGAUCCAGCGCCACUCGAAUCAAGCCAGACCGUCAGCACCGCAGCAUCUAGGCCCACGCGAGCUGCGUCCGGCGGUGACCCUCGCUUUGUUGUCUAUACUCUUGGGGACGGCCCGGGCGAACAAGGACUUCCUGAUGCCGAUGAUAUCAAGGGCUUCAAUGUUCUUGCGCUGGCGUUCUGGGUUUAUAAGCCUUCGUAUCAAGCUCAAGUUUGGUCGAGCAUGUCUGCCUCUAAGCGCAAGGCCACAAAGCAGGCUUACAACGAUGCGGGCAUCAGCGUCAUAGUCUCUGCCUUUGGCGCGGACCCACAGCCCACCACAGAUGGCAAGGACGCGACUAGUCAAGCGAAUAAUCUGGCCCAAUUCGUGAUCGACAACGAUCUGGAUGGCGUGGAUGUUGAUUACGAAGACUUUGAUGCGUUCGAUAAUGCCGACGACAAAGGUGCCAAAGCCAUAAACUGGUUGAUCACCUUCACCCAAGUCCUGCGCGACAGGCUGCCCGCAGGACAGUACACAAUUUCUCACGCGCCGGUCGCGCCGUGGUUCUCCAAUAAUUACCACAAAGGAGGAUAUCUUUACAUCGACCAACAAGUCGGCUCACUGAUUGACUGGUACAAUAUUCAGUUCUACAAUCAGGGAGACAGGAUGUACACCGAUUGCGACGGUCUGAUCAACCAGUCUGGUUCUGAUGCUCCCAAUACAGCCGUGCUACAGAUCGCUCAGGCUGGCGUUGACAUGAACAAGAUCGUCAUCGGCAAGCUCGGCAAGGCUAGCGAUGCUGACAACGGUGGCUAUAUGAGUCCCUCUGAUAUUGCCAGUUGUGCCAAGCUGGCUCGGGAUAAGGGCUGGAAUGGUGGAGUUAUGAGCUGGGAGUACCCAAAUGCCGAUACGAAUUGGAUCACUACCGCUCGAGGAUCUACCUUCCCCAUGUAG